AAAAAUAACUUUGCACAGGAGUAUAAAACAAAAUGACAAAAUAAUAUUUGGUCAUUGCGCGAUAAACUCGAAAAAAGGGGAAGGAAUAUAGAUAUGGGAAGGAGUAUAGAUAUGGGAAGGGAUGAAUCGAGGAAGUUGAAUGAAUCAUCAUCAUCAUCUAAAUAGAAGGGAGUUUCACUUGAGCUGCAGUAAAUUGGUUUGGGGAAGGCAUGGAAAUGAUCGGCGAGGAGUACGAACACUACUGGGAAACUCACACUUUCUUACAAUCGGAGGAGUUAGACAGGUAUUUGGAGGAUGGCAGCUGCAUCCCGUCAGCAGCGGCGGCGGCAGGAGCGUAUUACGAUUCAAGCUCGCCGGAGGGAUCGGCUGCAUCGAAGAACAUAGUUUCGGAGAGGAACCGAAGAAAAAAGCUGAAUGAAAGGCUGUUUGCGCUGAGGGCCGUCGUUCCCAAGAUCAGCAAGAUGGACAAAGCAUCGAUCAUCAAAGACGCAAUCCAGUACAUCCAGGAGUUGCGGGAGCAAGAGAGAGCAAUUCAAGCUGAGAUAUGGGAGCUGGAGUCCUCCUCUGCCACCGGACUGAUGAGCUGCUCCAAUUCCAAGAGGAGCAGGCGGCCGCCGGGAGGGGCCGCCGCCGCCUGUGACUCCUCAUCCCCGCUUCAUCUUCUGGAGCUGAGGGUCUCAUCAAUGGGGGAAAAAAUAUUGGCGGUGAGCCUGACGUGCACCAAAACAAGGGACACUAUGAUCAAACUUUGUGAGAUUUUUGAGUCUUUAGACAUCAAAAUCAUCAGUGCAAACAUCACUGCCUUUUCCGCCACCAUUCUCAACACUCUUUUCAUAGAGGCCGAAGAGGAAGACAAUGACGUAUUGAAAAUAAAGAUUGAAAGUGCCAUUGCAACAUUGAACGAUCCAGAAAGUCUAAGGGGAAUCUAAAAUAAUUUAUGAAUUUUUUACGGGAACAAUCACAGAUCAUCACAAGAAUUUUACUAGACAUAGGUUAUGGACAAAAAAGAGUUGUUCUUUUAAGUUUCAUAAAAUGAGACUAACUUAGCACUAAGUUUGGAAACUUCUAAAUCAAUUUUACUUAAAUUAUCCUCAGAAUUCCCAUAUCAAACGGUCAAACUGUUGGAUAUUCAUACAUAUAUUAACAAAACUCCAUAUGCGAUAUAUAUAUAAGUAUAUAAUAGCUAAAUCCAUAUAAAUCCAUGAAAUCAAAUAUGUAUGAAAUAAGAUUAGAAGAAUACCUUGAGAAUUCAUUUGCAUCAACACUUUAGGAAGACCCAGAAAUCCAAGACCGCUAGUAGGCUAAACCUUCCGAUGCAGUGUAUCGAAUAUGAGAUAUCCUAGUCCUAUAAUAGAUGGGUGUAAUAAACCAGAUCAAAAGCUUACUUUCAUUCAUAUAUGGGGAUAGGGGAGCUAGGGUUACAAUCAUCAGAUGGGCCAGUACACAUGGGCUCGGGCUAUGAACUAAUGGACAUCCAUAAUACAUAACACUCCCCCUUGGAUGUACAUUGCUUAAUAAUAAAAACAUUACAAGAAAAAUAUGAUGCUAUACAUUAUUAUCUCUAUACGCUAUGGUGUGCUGCAUCGUUAAAAACCUUGCCGAGGAAAACUCAAUGGGACAAAACCUUGGUCAAGGGAAAAAGAGUGCAGCGCGCAUAUACUCCCCUGUUGACUGCAUCACUUCAAGACUUCUUGUAUAAUCCAAUAUAAUCUGGUUACCAACUCCUUGUAGCAUGAACUUGUAAUAUGUGUAUGUCUCAUUAAAAACCUUGUUGGAAAAACCCUUUGGGGAGAAAACCAAUCAAGGAAAAAUACAUUACAUAUGUAAAACGAUGUGUUGUAUUGACUGUCUCGUUAAAAACCUUUAACUAAGAAAACCAUGCGGGAAAAACUUAGUAAAGGAAAAGAGUACAGUCAUUGGCCUUCGGGGCCUAAUCUUCUGGAUUGCUUUUGAAUUUACUCUUCUAGAAAAAAACAAUACUCUGAAUUUUAUGUAUCACAAUAUAUUAUUUCAAAGUCACAAAUUGCCUUGUUAAAAC
Molecule: messenger RNA, 2038 nt
Organism: Cuscuta epithymum
Lineage: Eukaryota; Viridiplantae; Streptophyta; Magnoliopsida; Solanales; Convolvulaceae
Source: the annotation of a GenBank genome assembly